This is a messenger RNA of Schistocerca serialis cubense, 2540 nucleotides long. RefSeq names its product cullin-2-like. Lineage: Eukaryota; Metazoa; Arthropoda; Insecta; Orthoptera; Acrididae. Gene Ontology annotation, molecular function: ubiquitin protein ligase binding. Gene Ontology annotation, biological process: protein ubiquitination; SCF-dependent proteasomal ubiquitin-dependent protein catabolic process. The record is from RefSeq and is a predicted model, not a curated record. The transcript is spliced from 12 exons. Gene Ontology annotation, cellular component: Cul2-RING ubiquitin ligase complex; SCF ubiquitin ligase complex. Bases 224 to 2470 code for a protein of 748 amino acids.
CUUAAUAAUCAUAGUUUUCUAAUUUUAAUUGUUGACAUACUAUUGUUACGGAUUGCUGAAUGAACUUUAAUUUGACAGUAAUCGAUAGCAACCAAUCAACACUGAAGUCUAAUCGAAGCGAAAAAUAAAAUAGAAAAGAAGUGUUCUCUAAAAUCUACAGCUGUAUGAAUUAUUAGUGCCAAUUGCCAUGAAUUGAAUUGAAAGCACACAGUAAGCAGUAGUUAUGUCGCUCAGACCGACGCAAGUUAAUUUUGAUGAGACGUGGGCCGGCCUCUCGAAGACGGUGCAGGCCGUGCUGACGCUCCGGCCCGUGGCCCGGGCAGAAUGGAACGGCCGCUUCUCUGACGUGUACAGUCUGUGUGUUGCUCAGCCUGAACCACUCGCCGAUCGGCUCUAUAGGGAACUGAAGGAGCUGUUGCAGAAACAUGUCUCUGCACUGAGGCGUAAGUUGGCGAAACUUCCUGAUAGAGAGCUGUUGCAACAGUACCACCAGGCAUGGGAAUUUUACAAUACGGGCGUGAGUUACUUAAACCAGCUGUUUCGAUACCUGAACCAGCAACAUAUCCAGAAGAGGCGUGCAGUUGAGCCGGAUCUCAUGUAUUCCUCUGAUGCCGACCUCACACAGCUGGAGUGUCCGCUGGAGGUCGGCGAGUUGGCAAUGGAACUGUGGCGCCGAGAGAUGAUAAUAUCCACGGAGUCGCGCCUCAUCCCACAGUUGCUGGCAGCGUACGCGGCCGACCGUGACGGCGAUAGCCGCAAUUCCGACGCACUGGCGGCAGCAGUGCGCUCUCUGGUCGCUGUAGAACAGUUUGCCCCUGCCUCGAAUCGCGAUUCGUUGCACCUCUAUAGGACCAUCUUUGAGAAAAGGCUGUUGGAGGCAAGUGCCCAAGUCUACCGGCAGAGGGCCGCCAAGCUCCUGCAGCACGGGGACGCAGCACACUACGUGAAGGCCGUCUCCGCCUUCCUCAGGGAGGAGACGGAACGAGCGCGCCGCCUCCUGCACCAGACAUCCGUGUCGCGUUUCCGCCAGCGCUGCGAGCAGCACCUCGUUUCGGAUCACCUGCAGUUUCUUCAGGAAGAAUGCCAAAGGGCGACUCGAGCAGAAGACAGAGUUGCGCUGGGAUCUGCGUACCCACUGCUGAGGGGCGUACCUGCCGGUGCUGUCGUCAUGAGGGAGGAGCUAGAGAAGCUCGUCAAGGAACGUGGGCUCAACGAGGUGUGGCCCGCCUCGGGUCAAGCACCAGCACCUGCUGACUUUGUGAGUAACGUGCUGAAUAUCUUGGAGCGGUACCACGACCUGGUGAUUGAUGCUUUCCUGGGUGACAGCUCGUUUACUGCCGCCCUGGAUCGAGCCGUGUCACGUGUCGUCAACCACCGCCUGCAGCCUAACACCCCCUGUCCCGCUCCAGAGAUUUUGGCACGACACUGCGAUACGUUACUCCGCCGGACGGGUAAUACGGUGGACUCUGAGUUAGACGAACAGCUGGCCCGUGCAGUAGCCGUCUUCAAGUAUCUCGAUGACAAGGACGUCUUCCAGAAGUUCUACGCGCGCAUGCUGGCCAAGAGGCUCAUCUUUCAGCACAGCUUGUCAAUGGAGGCAGAGGAGGCGAUGAUUGGCAGGCUGAAGCAGUGCUGUGGGUGUGAAUUUACCAGCAAGUUUCACCGAAUGUUUUUGGACGUCUCCGUGUCGAGUGAUCUGAAUCGGAAGUUCGAAGAUGCAAUACCGCCAGCACCUGGUUCUGCAUCCUUUUCAGUGCAGGUGUUGCAGGCAGGGGCCUGGCCGCUGAACCCGGCUCCCAUCUCGCCAUUUGCUCCACCGGAAGAUCUGCAGAAGCGACUGCAGUCCUUCGAGAGCUUCUACCGCCACUUGUUCAACGGAAGGAAGUUGACCUGGCUGUACCACCUGUGCCAGGGAGAAGUGCGCCUGGGCUACCUCAAAAAGCCAUAUGUUGUAACAAUGCAGGCAUUUCAGUUAGCUCUGCUGCUGAUGUUUGAACGAUCGGAUAGAAUCGUCUGUCGUGAAGCGUGUGAUGCAUUGGAACUCAACGAAGAUCAGUUCCGUCGCCACUGUAUAAGCUUGUUAGAGUCCCGCAUAAUCUUGCUCGAAGGAGCGAAAGAUGUCGACGGUGAGGGUGCCAUCUUCCGGCUGAACACCGACUUUUCUAACAAGCGCAUCAAGUUCCGUCUCGGUGCACCAACACAGAGAGAUCCCCCCGAGGAGACGAAGCAAACACUGUCGUCGGUAGACGAAGAUCGUAAGAUGUACCUGCAGGCGGCGAUCGUGCGAGUGAUGAAGAGCCGCAAGGUGCUGCGCCACACCGCUCUGGUCCAGGAGGUGUUGUCGCAGUCGAGCGCGGCGGCAUUUGCGCCCUCCAUCAGCCUCAUCAAGACCUGCAUCGAGGCGCUCAUCGACAAACAGUACCUCGAACGCUCGCCUCGUGCUCCUGACGAGUACAGCUACGUAGCCUAACUGCUAUAGAUAUUUGUUACAGUUAUUUUAUUUUUAGAUUACCAUUGUGGCAUCAGUCGUUAUUGGUAUC